Durusdinium trenchii is the source of this 1122-nucleotide messenger RNA. The record is from the annotation of a GenBank genome assembly. Lineage: Eukaryota; Dinophyceae; Suessiales; Symbiodiniaceae.
GGAAUGCGUGGGCAUGUUGGGCAAACUUUUGCGCGAUAGGUGUGACGUUUCUGCAGGAGUUUUGUGUUUGAAAGCCGAAAGUAUCCCGCCAUGGCAGAGGAGACAGGUGCGAUCUUCGGAAUUGCUUUGGUGCAGCCGUCGCUGAAGCCGGCCGAUUUGGCCCUGGAGAAUGUUCGAUUCCAACAGCCAGAGCUGCAAGAGAUUCAGCCCCGCGACACAAAGAGUUCUGAGUACAGGAGAGGCAUCAAUAAGCGCAAAGCGACACCUGCUUUGACUGCUUAAUGGCAGUCUUUUCUGUUCUGAGCGUUGAACUUCACAAAUUUUGUGCAUGGAGCUAUUUAAGCAAAUUCUGAGACGGGCAUGGCGUGGAUUGAAGAAGCAGAACCAGAUUUUGGCGCACAAUGGACCGCUGAGGAGAAUUUUGGAUAUCGCAAUUCAUAUGAGUCCUGGACUCGAUACACAGAGGACGACCCAGAGGCAGGUGCAGGGCUGUUUGUUUCACCAAGAACUGGAAAAGAGUUGAAGUUUGCCAUCGUCAAAGUCAGCAACCCAGCUGUGCCUGCCCUAUGUCAGAUUGCACAGGUGGCACUGGCUUUGAUCGACAUGGGUUCUGGGCAAAACCUUCUGGGUCUCGUAGUGCAAAGGAUAGCAGCGCCCGUCUUUGUUAGCAGCUAACCACACGCGAAUUUGCCAUCACGGUUUUGCCACGUUCUCAUGUGGUGUGGUUCGUAGCCGCGCAAGGAGGGGGCAGUGUUAGUUGUGAUGAGCCUGUUCGAUGUGUUCAUAUCGACGUGUUCACAUCAUCAUCAGGUAUGCGCAGGGCUUGAUAAGAUCAAGAGAACCCACGAGAAAACGCCCUCUCAUAUUUUGAGGACAAACCAUGCUGAAUUGGCAAGGAGCAUCGGAGUCUCAUCCAAUCAUGGGGCUGCGCCAUUUGCAAUCCAGCCGAUUGCAGUAAGCAAUUACCAGUGGUAGAGGCCAAGGUCCGUUCUUUGGAGUUCAUUUGACCUUGCUAGGCACCCUGCACAGAGUUGUAGGCUCUAGUCUUGCGAGCAAUGGCCUUUGAAGGCCAUAGUGUAUGUAGGACAAGCAGUUGGAAACAGCUCAAGUACAAACCAGUUA